This is a messenger RNA of Helianthus annuus (common sunflower), 2140 nucleotides long. RefSeq names its product lipase member N. Bases 95 to 1993 code for a protein of 632 amino acids. The transcript is spliced from 8 exons. Gene Ontology annotation, biological process: lipid metabolic process. Lineage: Eukaryota; Viridiplantae; Streptophyta; Magnoliopsida; Asterales; Asteraceae. The record is from RefSeq and is a predicted model, not a curated record.
GAAAACGAUUACUUAUGAGUCGUUAAAUAUCAUUUUGAGGCUGAUAAAUGGAUCAUCAGCAUUGUUGUUGGCUGUAUUGCCUUACAAGGCUAACAUGCUUGAAGGUAUUCAAGGUUGGGAGCUCAGACCGUCUUUUCGUGGUCCGCGGUUUCCUCGCUGGAUGGAGAAUGUUUCUUCCUUUAACCAGUUUGUUCAUGAACUCGCGAUGGACUCUGAUUCAGCAUCUAGCGUAGAUUAUUCUUCUGGAGAAGAAGUAGAUUGUGAUGGUAAUGACGACGAUGAUGAUGAUUACACAUCUCCCUCAUCUCCAACAUCACAAGGUUCUCAAUUCUCUAGGGCAAGCAGCUACAACAAGCAUGAGAAGAACCAGACACAAUGGAUUUUUUCCAUUUUCUUGUGGCUUCUGCUUCCUGCAAGGCUAACACUUGGUAUGCCAUUUUAUAUGUAUAGCAUAUUUUUGGGUAGAGCCUUAAAGGGGACCGCUCAUACCCAUGGAAGAUUCCGGACUUCACAUGUCCACGCUGUCAGGAAAUCAUUGGAUCAUGUUGUUGAACGAACUACUGACAGAAGGCGUGGAGUUAUAGAGGAUAUGCAUUUUGGUAUGGAGAUUUUUAUAGAAUCCAUAUUUGAAGGUAUUCACAAGAUAGCGGCUUGUGUUCUCUCUCCGGUGGACUCUUUAAGGGUGUUAAUGAGGUGGUCUUAUGUGGCCGAUGAUUCAACCGCCUAUGUUACCACCGCCACACUCGCUGAGAACAUCCCUACUCCAAUAGAAAGGAAAAUUAGAUUGAAUAAUUCCUUGAAUACGGAUUCUCGAACAUGUCAAGAUGUCAUUACAGAGCUUGGGUAUCCUUAUGAAGCGAUCAAUGUGGUUACUGCCGAUGGAUAUGUUAUUGUUUUGGAACGGAUUCCGAGGCGUGAUGCAAGAAAGACGGUUUAUUUGCAACACGGAGUCUUUGAUUCAUCUAUGGGUUGGGUAUCUAAUGGAUUUGUCGGCUCUCCUGCAUUUGCUGCUUUUGAUCAAGGCUAUGAUGUGUUCCUCGGUAAUUUCCGCGGUCUAGUUUCAAGAGAACACAUCAACAAGAAUAUAUCUUCACGAGAGUACUGGGGUUACUCGAUCAACGAGCAUGGGAUCGAAGACAUACCAGCCAUGAUAGAAAAAAUUCACCAAGUGAAAACUUCAGAAUUAAAAUCUCUUUCAGAACCUGAUACAGAAGAAACGAACACCGAGCAACCUUAUAAACUUUGUGCCAUCUGUCACAGCUUAGGUGGAGCUGCAAUACUUAUGUAUAUCAUAACACGCCGUGUGGAACAAAAGCCGCACCGGUUAUCAAGACUGAUCCUUUUAUCACCAGCUGGAUUUCAUCACGACUCGUCAAUUGGCUUCAAAGUACUCGAAUGCUUACUCCUUUGGCUCGCACCCGUUGUACAACCUCUAGUGCCCGGUUUCUACAUACCCACGAGGUUUUUCCGCAUGUUGGUUAACAAACUAGCCCGGGAUUUCCAUAACUACCCUGCGGUUGGUGGGGUGGUUCAAACCUUGAUCGGUUAUCUACUGGGUGGUGAUAGUUCGAACUGGAUCGGAGUGAUGGGUUUACCCCACUACAACAUGAAUGACAUGCCCGGGGUUUCUUAUGGCAUUGCACUCCAUUUAGCUCAAAUGAAACACGCUCAGAAGUUCAGGAUGUUCGAUUACGGGAGUCCUGCGGCUAACAUGCGAGUGUAUGGUUUACCAGAACCGUUGGAUCUGGGAGAAUAUUACGGGUUCAUCGACAUCCCUGUGGACCUUGUUGCGGGGAAGAAAGACAAGGUGGUCCGUCCAUCGAUGGUGAGAAAGCAUUAUGGGUUAAUGCGAGAGGCGGGUGUGGAUGCGUCUUAUGAUGAGUUUGAAUAUGCUCAUUUGGAUUUUGUGUUUUCUCUCCACCGCGAAGAACUUAUGGGUUAUUUGAUGUCUCGUUUGCUUCUUGAAGAGGAAAGAUGGAGAAGCGAUUGGUAAGCAAGAUGUUGGUUCUUGAUCAUGUUUUAACGGUCCGCUAACAUCUUGUCGUGUAAUAAGGUUAGAUCAAUAAUGUGCUAAGUUGUAGUUUUUAUGUAUCUAGAAACCAGUUUUAUAGCCUAUUACUCAUUUGUGAUUCUAGUUCAU